AUGUUAGUGUUCCACCUAAUUCAAGCUAUCCUACUGAAGAAAGCGGUGUCGCCGCUCUUGCAGAUAUCAACGAGAGCCACGGCGAUCUGCUCAGAGGAUGGUAUUUCUCUGAAAAUUUCACCUCCAUCGGUUUCUGGAAUGGUUAUGGUACUUCUCCAAAUCAAUUCUUCAAAUUUCCAUAGAUUUCGCUGCAAUUCCAACUGCAUUGAAUCACUUGAUCUCUCUUUUCUCAACUCUCUACUCUCUACUACCAAUGAUCUAGAAUCCCUCAUUGUCUCCGCCAAUUAUUCUCAUGACACAACUCUCAUCUAUUUCAACUUCUUCAACAAUACUCAUCACAAUGCUCAGUUCGAGUCUGAUCAAACUAGGCUUCUUUUGUACUACGAACCUCGCACUCCUGGUAACCCUUACAAUUAUUUGGGCAUCCAUGAAUCAGAAUAUGAAUAUCAAGUCAUUCUGGGGAUACCAUCAAAUGAGUUUAGGCAGAUUUUGAGGUACAUAAGGGAGUUUGCAACGCUCAUAGUCGAUGUGAUUGUAACUGAUACAGAAGUUUUGACAUUCAGAUCAGGAUCUGAAGACCUUAUCCUUACAAAAGAGGCCGGGUGUAUUGUGUGGGGUGUUGAUUCAAGUAACCAGGUUAGCUUUCGAAUGACUUUGUUCAACAUAAAUUCAUUCAUUGAAGCCUCGGAGAACUCUGCUUUUGUAUGGAUGUUCCAGUCCCCUGAUUUUCCUGGCAUGCUCAAUUGCCCAGUCGGACAUUUUGGUAACAUCAAGUAUUACUUUGAUAAGAGAUAUGACCUUGGAAUUCAUUAG
Molecule: messenger RNA, 813 nt
Organism: Camellia sinensis
Lineage: Eukaryota; Viridiplantae; Streptophyta; Magnoliopsida; Ericales; Theaceae
Source: RefSeq, a predicted model, not a curated record